Canis lupus familiaris (dog) is the source of this 1850-nucleotide messenger RNA. RefSeq names its product actin like 8 (gene ACTL8). Gene Ontology annotation, cellular component: striated muscle thin filament; stress fiber; actin filament. Bases 214 to 1314 code for a protein of 366 amino acids. Lineage: Eukaryota; Metazoa; Chordata; Mammalia; Carnivora; Canidae. Gene Ontology annotation, biological process: skeletal muscle thin filament assembly. The transcript has 3 exons. The record is from RefSeq and is a predicted model, not a curated record.
AGCCCAUGCGGCAGCUCAGGGCCCUGCUUCCUGGCUGGGCUGCUCCCAGGCUCCUGCAGCUCCCCGGGGCCCGCAGCUCCCCUGGCACCGCUCUGGAGGCGGUUCUGUCGUGAGGUGUCUCACCAGAGGCGGCUUUUGUGGUAUCGCCUUCCCCCCGGUGCACGGGCAGAUCUCUGCCAAGUCCAGAAGCCCUCGCCCACCUCUGUCUUCACCAUGGCCGCAAGAACCAUUAUCAUCGACCAUGGGUCUGGCUUUCUGAAGGCUGGCUUUUCUGGGUGGAAUGAGCCCCAGAUGGUCUUCCCGAGCAUCGUGAACUAUAUCCCGUGCAGAGAAAACCCUGGGCCCAGCUAUGCCCAAAGGCGCGUGAGUCUGGGUAUUGACAUUUGCCAUCCCGAUACCUUUAGCUACCCCAUCCAGCGUGGCCGCAUCCUCAACUGGGAGGGCGUGGAGCACAUCUGGUCGUUUGUGCUGGAGAGACACAGGCGGGAGCAUGAGGACUUCCCGGUGAUGGUCACAGAGUCCCCCAUGAGAGAGCCCAUAGACCGACAGAAGACACUGGAGAUUAUGUUUGAGCUGCUGGACGUGCCGUCCAUACUCCUGGCCGACCAGCUGGAGAUGUCCCUGUACGCCUCCGGCCUCCUGACGGGCGUGGUGGUUGAUUCGGGCUACGGCCUGACCCGCGUGCAGCCCUUCCACCUGGGCCGCCCCUUACGGUCCAGCCGCAAGACGCUGGAGUUCGCGGGCCAGGAUCUGUCGGCCUAUCUCUUCAGGAGCCUCUUUAAGGAGGAUUGCAAUCGCCACAACCUGUUUCAGCUGGAAACGGUGGCCACCACCCAGAUGAGCAAGUGCUACGUGCCGCAGAAUUUGGGGGAGGCGCUAGACUUCCGCCAGAGUCUGCCCAGCGGCUCGGAUGAGAACAACACCUACCAGCUCCCCGACGGCACCCCGGUGGAGCUGACCCCCAUGCAGCGGCUGGCCCCCGAGAUGUUCUUCAGCCCCCAGGUGUUUGACCUGCAGGGGCCCAGCAUCUCUCAGGUCGCGGUGGAUGCCAUCCUGGGCUGCGACGCCGCCUUGCACCCGCUGCUCACCUCCCACGUGAUGGCCUGCGGGGGCAACACCCUGUACCCCGGCUUCACCAAGCGCCUGUACAAGGAGCUGACCGCAGAUCACUUCUCCUCCGCCAAGGCCACCAUGUGGGUGGGUUCCAACAGAAACUUUAGCGUCUGGCUAGGAGCAUCUGUUGUGGCCCAUCUGUCUUCCUACAAGUCCGAGUGGAUGAGCAAAGAGGAGUACGAAGAGAGCCAGAGGCCGUGACCUGGUGGCGGCUCCUGGGACCCUGUCCCCAUCCCAGGGGCUCAGGUGGAUUAGUUUUCAGUGAUGGGGCUGGGCAGGCAGAGGUAGGGUUAGCUGGCUUUGGAAUUCUGAGGUCAUGAGGGGUGUUUUAGGUUCUAGGGUUUUAUCUUGUUUCAAGAGUAGGAUCCAGCCCAGAGGAGGACAGGGUGUCAUCCCUGGAAGUCCCUCAGGGACAGUUUCUCCAGGGGUGGCCUGUCAUUUGGAGGGGAGCAGUCAGUUAACAUCUCCGUAAUAGCCCCUGACUUUUCAUUGGCAUCUUCCUUGGGGCCGCCCUGUCCUCAGUUCGGUAGGUUUUAACCGGGGCGAGAGAGAUGGGACCUUCUGCUGGGGUCCCAGUUAUUUUUGACUAGUUGAUGAGGUGGGACGGGGAGAGAUGAAGUUUCUAGUUUUACGCAUUCACUCUGGUCAGGGAGGAAUUGCCACCGGUGAGCCCGAGGACCCUCCCUUCUGUGGCCAGGGUCUCAUUUUACAGAUGAAAAUAAACAACUUCUUUGGAA